Messenger RNA from Hylaeus volcanicus, 960 nucleotides. It is a transcript of the gene veli, whose product is annotated as protein lin-7 homolog C. Gene Ontology annotation, cellular component: cell-cell junction; basolateral plasma membrane; synapse. NCBI's taxonomy places the organism in Eukaryota, Metazoa, Arthropoda, Insecta, Hymenoptera, Colletidae. The transcript has 6 exons. Gene Ontology annotation, molecular function: protein binding. Gene Ontology annotation, biological process: protein localization to basolateral plasma membrane; neurotransmitter secretion; maintenance of epithelial cell apical/basal polarity. The coding region runs from base 130 to 729 and encodes 199 amino acids. The record is from RefSeq and is a predicted model, not a curated record.
CUUCAAUGAAACUACUCUGUGGUCCAGAGUAGUUGAGUUGGUCGAUAGGUUGAAUUGUUGACGUAUUUUGGUGACAGUUUGCGACUGUGUUAGACAUUUAGUGCCACAUCAAGGCAACUAUAAAUCCAUAUGGUUACGAUGGGUGAACCUCUCACUUUAGCAAAUGAUGUUAAGAGGUCCAUCGAAUUACUAGACAAAUUGCAGAAAGGAGGUGAAGUACCUGCAACAAAAUUAGCUGCCUUACAGAAAGUUUUACAGAGUGAUUUUCUUAGCGCUGUACGUGAAGUGUAUGAACAUGUAUACGAGACAGUAGACAUUCAGGGCUCGCAAGAUGUCCGCGCAUCAGCCACAGCAAAAGCAACAGUAGCUGCUUUCGCAGCCAGUGAGGGCCAUGCACAUCCACGAGUGGUGGAGCUGCCAAAGACAGAGGAAGGUCUUGGCUUCAAUGUAAUGGGAGGCAAAGAGCAAAACUCACCCAUUUACAUUUCAAGAAUUAUUCCUGGAGGUGUUGCUGAUCGACAUGGUGGUCUGAAGCGAGGAGAUCAACUUCUUUCAGUGAACGGAGUGUGUGUUGAAGGAGAAAAUCACGAAAAAGCAGUAGAAUUAUUAAAGCAAGCACAAAAUUCUGUGAAACUGGUCGUGCGGUACACUCCACGUGUUUUAGAAGAAAUGGAACUGCGAUUCGAUAAACAGAGAGCAGCGCGUAGUAGGCGUCAGCACAUGCAAUAAAUAUAAAUAUCUAGUACUUAUUAUUUUCUUUUUACUUAAUAAAUACAUUACGAUCACCUUCAUUUGUUCUUCGUUGUCCAUAAACUAUGGAUGUUUCAUCUAUUACUUAAGUUUAAUAAAAUAUUAUUGUUAUUGUGACUAUUGCUGUCUUUUAUGUAUUAAAAAGAUGUUAUACAGCUAUAAGAAACAAUCAAAGUUGAACAAUAAAACGUAACCUCUUCCUUACUUGUA